GUAGGCUUUGGUUAUGAGAGAUUUUGGUUGUUUUAAAAAUUCUUAAAAAAUUAUUAGGCAGUUAGGUAAGUGAAAAUGCCACCAAAGUCAAAGGCGCCGAAGAAGAAAAAGGAGGUGGACUGGGCCGACGAGGAGCACUUCAGCAAGGAGCGGUCCAUGAUCUACAUAGAGCACACCUACGAGUGUCCCAUUUUCCAGACGAAGGCGGAUGAAUGUGUGUCCUUCCUGCAGCAGCGGAUUCCCGAACGGAAGUUCCAGCUGGUGAAGAACAGGUACGGACACCAGGUUCCCAGGGAUGGAGCUUUUGAGAUCGGGUUCUCGCAGAAUGCCCGCACCUCCGUCCACCUUUUGUGGUCGGGAUUGGAGCGGGGUCCUCCGCGGCGGGACAAAUUCCCGACGGACUACGAACAGAUCGUUCCGGAUGUGAACAGGAUACUCAAGAAGUUCUAUCCCGACAAGGCGGUGGGCGUGACCGACGAUGAGGACGCGGACGAGGACAAGGACGAGAUGUGAACGCACAAUCUCGAAAUUAUCAAAGAAGUGUAUUUACCAUAACAAUGGCGGGAAAAGUAAACAAUCAGCCGGAGAGACCUGUUGGAGCGACUUUAAGACGUCAUCCGCCCACGGAAAUCACUCGGCGAUUAGUGCGAUUCUUCUUUGGCUUCGUUGGCUUUUGUGCGCGGAAUAUUGCUCUCAUUGUUAUUUUGCCCCAACUGACGUCCCAACAUCACAAUUUGACAGCUCUUUUCACAAGUAAAACGCUUAAAUCGACCGGAAUAAUUAACUAAAUACAAUACUCGCUCAUCAGCA
Drosophila ficusphila is the source of this 810-nucleotide messenger RNA. RefSeq names its product selenoprotein BthD. The coding region runs from base 76 to 513 and encodes 145 amino acids. Lineage: Eukaryota; Metazoa; Arthropoda; Insecta; Diptera; Drosophilidae. The record is from RefSeq and is a predicted model, not a curated record. Gene Ontology annotation, cellular component: Golgi apparatus. The transcript has a single exon.